ACGCUAUUUUGUGGUUCUUGGAGGGGCAUUCUUCAGCGCAUGCACACGCUCACCAGCUCCUUCUGCCCCUCACCCUACUGAAAAUUGCCGCUAUAUCGCGCUUGCCUGACCUCUGGAGUUGAUUUUGACUCACCAAUAAUACCUCCGAUUCCGCGUAGACCUCGUCAAGGUGACUUCUCUUGAAUACUAUUUGAGCAUCGAUCGCAAAACUCUUGGAAACCUUAGACCUUGACCAGAAAAAAACUUUGUAUAUACUAACUGUACCAUUAAUAUCUACAAUCCUGAGGUAUCUACAUACUAGAACUGAUACGAUCUACCGGUUUGCGCCUCACCCAUUCUAUACCUCCUCAUAAUGCCCACAGUCCACCUCCUCGACUACGUCGCAGGCAACGUGCGGUCCCUUGCCAACGCGAUCGAAAAAUGCGGAUAUACCGUCGAAUGGGUCCGGAGCCCCGAAGAGGUCGCGCGCGCUGAGAAGCUGAUACUACCGGGCGUCGGUCACUUUGGCCACUGUAUGAGCCAGCUUGCCUCCGCCGGCUACCUGCCCACUGUGCGCGCCCACAUCGACGCCGGCAAGCCAUUUAUGGGGAUCUGCGUCGGAAUGCAAGCGAUAUUUGGGUCCUCCACGGAGGACCCGAACACGGCGGGCCUGGGUCUGAUAAAGGGUGGUCUGAACCGGUUUGACGAUACGCAAAAGUCGGUCCCGCAUAUCGGUUGGAAUAGCGCCAAUGCCUCUAGCAAGAGUCUAUACGACCUUCGGCCCGAGAGCAAGUACUACUACGUCCAUUCAUAUAAAUACCCGUACGUCAAGGACGAGCUAGAGAACUUGGGAUGGACUGUCGCGACAGGCACAUACGGCGGGGAGGUGUUUGUGGGUGCGGUAGCCAAGGGGAACGUAUUGGUGACGCAGUUCCACCCGGAAAAGAGCGGCGUAGCAGGUCUACGAGUGUUAAAGUCAUUUUUAACAGGCGAGGGCGCAAAAACGUUAGGGCAAAAUACAUCCGGGCCAGCACCGACAGGGGGCCUGACGAGGCGCAUCAUCGCAUGUCUCGACGUGCGGACCAAUGACCAGGGAGACCUCGUGGUAACGAAGGGCGACCAAUACGAUGUACGAGAAAAGAGCAGUAACCGCGACGUGCGGAACCUGGGAAAGCCCGUUGAGCUGGCGCGGAAGUACUACGAGCAGGGCGCCGACGAAGUGACCUUCCUCAACAUCACCAGCUUCCGGGACUGUCCAUUAGCCGAUCUGCCCAUGCUCGAGAUCCUACGCCGAACAUCCGAGACCGUCUUCGUGCCCCUGACCAUCGGCGGCGGCAUCCGCGACACAGUCGACACGGACGGGACCAAGGUGAGCGCCCUCGAGAUCGCGACCAUGUACUUCAAGAGCGGCGCCGACAAGGUCUCGAUCGGCUCCGACGCCGUGCUCGCCGCCGAGGAGUACUACGCCGUCGGCCGCAAGCUCUUCGGCAACACCGCCAUCGAGCAGAUCUCCAAGGCCUACGGCAACCAAGCCGUCGUCAUCAGCGUCGACCCCAAGCGCGUCUACGUGCCCAUGGCCGACGCCACCCGCCACAACACCAUCAAAACCAGCUUCCCGGGCCCCAAGGGCGAAGACCACUGCUGGUACGCCUGCACCAUCAAGGGGGGGCGCGAGACCCGGGACCUCGACGUCGUCGAGCUCGUCCAGGCCGUCGAGGCCAUGGGCGCCGGCGAGAUCCUGCUCAACUGCAUCGACCGCGACGGCACCAACAGCGGCUUCGACCUCGAGCUCAUCAACCAGGUAAAAUCCUCCAUCCGCAUCCCCGUCGUCGCCUCCAGCGGCGCCGGCAACCCCGGACAUUUUGAGGAGGUCUUCGAGAAGACCCGGACGGAUGCUGCCUUGGGGGCCGGCAUCUUCCAUAGGGGCGAGUACACCGUUACGCAAGUCAAGGAUUACCUGGCACAAAAGGGGCUAGAAGUGCGGAUGUUCGAGGGCGAUUUAUAAUGACUUGGAUAAAUAUUACGUGAAGAGGGAGGAGAGGUGUGGGAUCUAGAGCACCUUGUGUCAUUAUCUACAGUACGAAAGGCGUUCCUGGGUUUUAGACGAGAGGCAACAUAAAAAAAGGGAGGG
This is a messenger RNA of Hypoxylon fragiforme, 2110 nucleotides long. Its product is annotated as imidazole glycerol phosphate synthase HisHF. Gene Ontology annotation, molecular function: imidazoleglycerol-phosphate synthase activity; oxo-acid-lyase activity. The transcript has a single exon. Bases 353 to 1984 code for a protein of 543 amino acids. Lineage: Eukaryota; Fungi; Ascomycota; Sordariomycetes; Xylariales; Hypoxylaceae. Gene Ontology annotation, biological process: L-histidine biosynthetic process. The record is from RefSeq and is a predicted model, not a curated record.